Molecule: messenger RNA, 1103 nt
Organism: Abrus precatorius (Indian licorice)
Lineage: Eukaryota; Viridiplantae; Streptophyta; Magnoliopsida; Fabales; Fabaceae
Product: S-formylglutathione hydrolase
Exons: 7
Coding region: 87-971 (294 amino acids)
Biological process (GO): formaldehyde catabolic process
Cellular component (GO): cytosol
Molecular function (GO): S-formylglutathione hydrolase activity
Source: RefSeq, a predicted model, not a curated record
CCUCUGAGAAGUGAGAUCUGCACUUAGCCAAGUCCUCGCACGAAGCGAACACUCGCACUCACCGCAAGAAGCAGAGAGCAAGAAAAAUGGACGCCAAACCCACCGAAAUCAGUAGCGCAAAGAUGUUCGGAGGUUACAAUAAGAGAUUCAAACAUUUCAGCCCUACGCUGGGUUGCUCGAUGAACUUUCACAUCUAUUUCCCUCCCUCUCCUUCUCCUUCUCACAGAUUCCCUGUACUGUAUUGGCUCUCCGGUCUCACUUGCACCGAUGAGAACUUCAUAUUCAAAUCGGGUGCUCAACGUGCCGCUUCCACCGAGGGCAUCGCCUUGGUUGCCCCUGACACUUCUCCCAGAGGUUUGAAUGUGGAAGGAGAAGCAGACAGCUGGGAUCUCGGUGUAGGUAAACUGCAUACCCAUUCCGGAACAGGUGCAGGAUUUUAUCUCAAUGCUACACAAGAGAAAUGGAAGAAUUGGCGCAUGUAUGACUAUGUUGUCAAGGAAUUGCCAAAGAUUCUGGGCGAAAACUUUCCACAGCUCGAAACAUCAAAAGCUUCUAUAUUUGGUCAUUCUAUGGGUGGGCAUGGUGCUCUAACAAUCUACCUGAAAAAUCUGGAUAAAUAUAAGUCAGUUUCUGCCUUUGCACCAAUAGCAAAUCCUACGAAUUGUCCUUGGGGGCUGAAGGCAUUCACAAAUUAUCUAGGUGACAAUAAAUCUGAUUGGGAGGACUAUGAUGCCACUUAUUUGGUAACUAAGUUUCCAAAUGUUUCUGCCACCAUUUUGAUUGAUCAGGGGGAAGAUGACAAAUUUUUGCCAGAUCAACUGCUGCCUCACAAGUUUGAAGAGGCUUGCAGAAAUGCCAAUGUUCCACUGCUGUUACGUUUCCAGCCUGGUUAUGAUCACUCAUAUUAUUUUAUUGCCACCUUCGUAGAUGAUCACAUCCGACAUCAUGCUCAAGCUCUUAGGCUUAAUUAACCUGUGUUUGUGUGCACACUGACAGUUUAAAACUGUUAUAUGUGAACUCUACUGAAUCUACUCGGCUCUAUAUGCUUGUGAUAUGUACCUUGGUAUAUUUUUGAGUUUGGAAUGGAACUUCGUUUCUUCUUU